This is a messenger RNA of Aegilops tauschii subsp. strangulata, 2487 nucleotides long. RefSeq names its product wall-associated receptor kinase 1. NCBI's taxonomy places the organism in Eukaryota, Viridiplantae, Streptophyta, Magnoliopsida, Poales, Poaceae. Gene Ontology annotation, cellular component: plasma membrane. Gene Ontology annotation, biological process: protein phosphorylation; cell surface receptor signaling pathway. The record is from RefSeq and is a predicted model, not a curated record. Gene Ontology annotation, molecular function: ATP binding; calcium ion binding; polysaccharide binding.
AUAAGAGUAAGAAACACAUAGCAUCAUCACCAGCACCAAUUCACCAUGACGACCUACCUGCUUCUGUCACCGCUCCUCCUCGUCCUCCUCCUCGAGGCAGCAGCAAUCAUGGUAGUGGCCAGCCAGCAAAAACAUGGUGUUACGCCGGCACCGAUCACGCUCCCGGGGUGCCCCGACAAGUGCGGCCAAGUGAGCAUCCCUUACCCCUUCGGCAUCAAGGAUGACUGCUACCUCCCAGGCUUCCGAAUCACCUGUGAUGACACCUUCCAUCCCCCCCGCGCCUUCUUUCCCGCUGAUGCUACUUUCGGCUGGGGGCAAACCAAGACCGAAGUAAUCUACUACUCCACCAACAUCAUCCGCGAGCCAGAUAAGUUUAUCAACUCAUCCUGGUCGCCUGUUGAGCUCUCGGGCGUGUCCGUGGUGGAGGGGAAGCUACUGGUGCACGCCCCGUUCAGCUACGACUGCAGAUUCAACUCGACGUGGAACACGGCGAGAACGAUAACUAUACAAUUCCCGUACCAGAGUCCGUUCCUGCUGUCACAGGGAAGCACCGUGCUGAUGGGCAUCGGGAGAUCUGCCAAGGCCCAGCAGAACCUUGGUCCCAGUUGUGAGGCGUACGCGGGAGUCUCCCUGCCCAAGGGCAUCAACACGACGGCGUGCUCAGGCUGGGGCUGCUGCCAGGUCGCCAUACAGCCCGAGCCGUUGAGACCCGGCGUGUUCGACGUCAGCGUGUAUCUUGACAGGGAGUACUACAAAAACAAAGAUUGCUCCUACGCCAUGCUUGCGGACAAGUCCUGGUACAACUUCACGACGACGGACCUCGACGGCGACGUUUUCUUGCGGAGGAACGACGCCCGAGGGGUGCCCGUCGUGCUAGACUUUGUCGCCGGUUUCGAUCAAUGUCCGCGACCUCAUCAACCAGCGCCCAAGGGAUACGCGUGCACCAGCGACAACAGCAUGUGCGUCCAAGUCCCCUUCUUUUACACUGAUGCCUACAUCUGCAGGUGCUUGGACGGGUACCAAGGCAAUCCUUAUAUACCAACUGCUGGUUGCCAAGACAUUAACGAGUGUGAGCGGCCAGAUCUGUACCCUUGCCAUGGGAUAUGCCAGAACAUGGAAGGAGGAUACAAGUGCACCUGCCCUGCCGGAACCAGGGGCAAUGCCAUACAAGGGCGUUGCACCGAUAUAUUUCCUCUACCAGCAAAGCUGUCACUAGGUGCAACCGGCGGUCUUUUUCUCAUAGCACUUUUGGGGUUUGUCGUCCUUCUCCGUAGAGAGAAAAGGAAGAUGAGACAAUUUUUUGAGAGAAAUGGCGGCCCUGCACUAGAAAAGGCAAAAAUUAUAAAGAUCUACACAAGAGACGAGCUCAAGCAGAUUAUAAAAACUACAAAUUUUAUAGGCAAGGGUUGCUAUGGUGAAGUUUACAAGGGCUAUCUUGAUAAUCAACUAGUUGCGGUAAAGAAGCCCAUUAAGGACAAUAUCGCACCAAACGAGCAAUUUGCAAACGAAGUCAUUAUUCAAUCUCAAGUCAUCCACAAGAACAUUGUUAGGCUCGUAGGUUGUUGCCUGGAAGUUGAUAUGCCGAUGCUAGUUUACGAGUUCCUCUCAAGAGGCAGCCUCGAUGACACUCUUCACAACAACAACAACAACAACAACAACAACAACAACAACAACAACAACAACAACAACAACAACAACAACAACAACAACAACGACGAUGACAAGAAGAAGGUGACUCUUGACAUAGAUAAACGUCUAAAUAUUGCUGCAGAAUCAGCCGAUGGUCUUGCUUACAUGCAUUCAAAAACUAGCAAGACAAUUCUACAUGGUGAUGUGAAACCAGCAAAUAUACUCUUGAAUGAUGAUUAUGUACCAAAGAUAUCUGACUUUGGUAUAUCAAGGUUGAUUGCAAAAGAUAAAGAGCACACCUUAACAGUCAUUGGCGACAGGACUUACAUGGAUCCAGCAUAUCUACAAACUGGCCUACUGACAGAAAAAAGUGAUGUCUACAGCUUUGGAGUUGUACUAUUGGAACUUGUAAGUGGGAGAAAGGCUACGUAUUUGGAUAACAAUAGCUUACUAAGAAACUUCCUUGAUGCUCAGAAAAAAGAGAUGAUACCAACCGAGUUGUUCGACAAAGAAUUUGAAGAACCAAGAGAUUUGGAGCUUCUUAGUAGCAUUACAAGGGUUGCCAUUUGAUGUCUUGGUCUUGAUGUGGAUGAAAGACCAUCAAUGACAGAUGUAGUAGAGCGCCUUCUCGCAUUGAAGAGAUCUCGUGUGUAGUUAUAGAUAUAAAUGUAUGCGUGCUUUUAGAUUGUAGUAUGAAGAACAUGUAUGCUUUGCUCAACAAGAUAGGCAUGAGUUUUGUGAACUGUUUCCAUCAAAGCAGGGGAGGUGUGCCUUUGCUCUAAGAAAAUUAUGAAUGCAUUUGUAAGAUCUGGGAGUAAAAGCGUUUUUAUGGCAAGGAAUCUCAAUCGAUUAAUAAAA